UCGAUAGUCAAUAACAACAUUGACAGCUGUUCGGCAGAAAAUAUUCCAAAUCGCGUUAAUUGCUCUAAAAUCGAGCGAAAUAAGGUUUUCCAAGGUAUCUUCAGAUCCAAAAAGAGGAAAGUUGCUGGCGCGUGAGUGGUCAUCAUGCUAUUGGCCUAGAGAGUCUUACGAUCGCACUUCGCACGCUUUAAUUCACCUGACGACCAGAAGCUCUCUUUCAAUUAUGCUCUUCACGCGCCGGCGACAACUCAAGAGCUCCACACAAAAAAACGCACAAAAUCAGUAACAUUCAGUGUUAAGUCGCUUGUCCCGAUAGAUCGAUAUAUCGCUAACUAUAUUUUAAGCAGAAUACAGAACGGACGUUAAACAAUCACAAUGUACGAGCUUCAUAGUUGCCUAAGGUCCGUUUUCUUUGCCACACUCAUUCCCGGAACGAUCCUACUUAGUUGGCUAACUGGUCUAGUGGGUCUUCGAUCUCUGCAAGCAUGUCUGGUGAUCUUCUUCCUGAUCUUUGUGGUCCUGCCGCUGAUAUUUCGCUACUCCGUGACGUUUCAACGCGGCAUACUAUUCCUACCAUUCAUUAAGUACCCCAAGGGACUUGAUCUCACCAAGCCAGAAAGCGUGGGACUGUAUGCCACUAGGAAUUUUUACAUCACCGUCAAAGAUCACGAUCAGGAUGAGGAUGGCGUGCGUGUUGGUGUUUGGCAUGUCCUGCCCAGCAAUGCAGUGCGUCGUUUUAAGCACGAACUCCGCGUGGAGGAGGAGGUGAAUCAGGACCUGGAUCAGCACCUGGAACCUGCACCUGGCAACGAACAGGAGCUGAAGGCACUGGCGCCAGCUAUACGCUCUGAAUUUCCCGUCGUACUUCCGGAAAACGAGCAGCUCUUCUACGAGCGAUUGCUGCGGAUGUCAGGUGGCACUGUGGUCCUCUAUCUCCACGGAAACACAGCCAGCCGAGGCAGCGGUCACCGGUCGGAGGUGUAUAAGCUACUGAGGAAGCUCAACUACCAUGUGUUCUCCUUUGACUAUAGAGGCUAUGGGGACUCAGACCCCGUGCCUCCAACGGAGGAAGGCGUUGUACGCGAUGCCAUGAUGGUUUUUGAGUACAUAGCCAACAUCACUUCCAAUCCGAUCGUGGUGUGGGGACACUCCCUGGGCACAGGAGUAGCCACGCACCUAUGUGCUAGACUAGCGAGUUUAAAUGAAAGGGCUCCCAGGGGAGUGAUUCUCGAAAGCCCUUUCACCAACAUACGGGAUGAGAUACGCAUGCAUCCGUUCGCCAAGCUCUUCAAGCACCUGCCCUGGUUCGAUUUCACUAUUUCAACACCCAUGUACAACAACAUGCUGAGGUUCGAGUCGGAUAUUCACGUCCUGAAGUUCCGGCAACCCAUUCUGAUCAUUCAUGCAGCGGACGAUGUUGUGGUGCCGAUCCACCUGGGCUACCGUCUGUAUAGAAUUGCCCUGGACGGAAGAAGUCGGGCUUGGGGACCCGUGGAGUUCCAUCGCUUCAGAGCCAGCCUAAAGUAUGGACACAAAUACCUCUGCCGAGCUCCGGAAUUGCCGGAAAUGAUCCAAACCUUUGUGGAGAGCUACCGGGAUGCCGUCUACUAGACGCUAUGAUCUGGGCACUUAAUUUAUGUAUAUGAUAAUUAUUCUAAUUUAAUUUUUUACCGCCACUAUUGACACGUUCCAAAAUUUCCGCCCUGUGCAAGCAAAUUAAAGAAGUCGAGGAACAUGCAUAAAGUU
Molecule: messenger RNA, 1746 nt
Organism: Drosophila suzukii
Lineage: Eukaryota; Metazoa; Arthropoda; Insecta; Diptera; Drosophilidae
Product: lysophosphatidylserine lipase ABHD12
Biological process (GO): phosphatidylserine catabolic process; monoacylglycerol catabolic process
Cellular component (GO): endoplasmic reticulum membrane
Molecular function (GO): monoacylglycerol lipase activity; phosphatidylcholine lysophospholipase A1 activity
Source: RefSeq, a predicted model, not a curated record